This is a messenger RNA of Arabidopsis lyrata subsp. lyrata, 2535 nucleotides long. Its product is annotated as MO25-like protein At2g03410. The record is from RefSeq and is a predicted model, not a curated record. Gene Ontology annotation, molecular function: protein serine/threonine kinase activator activity. The coding region runs from base 422 to 1465 and encodes 347 amino acids. The transcript has a single exon. Gene Ontology annotation, biological process: intracellular signal transduction. NCBI's taxonomy places the organism in Eukaryota, Viridiplantae, Streptophyta, Magnoliopsida, Brassicales, Brassicaceae.
AGCGCGGCAAAAUUAGCCAAUCAAAGACCCCAUUUUUAGGUUUGUUGUCUCUUGCUUCUUCUUUUCUUCAAAGAAGAAGAUUUGAGAGAAACAACAUUUUGGAUUUCACAACGAAACCCCUGAAAAAGCUUUUGAACAAACCCUAGAAAAAAAGACAAAGAGAGACAUAGAUUUUUAGUUUUUGUCUGAUUCUGAUUUUGUUUUGAGGUUAACAAAAAGGAGAAACAUAGGUGCGUGUGUCUCCAGAAUCGGUGGUGCUAAACGACACGGAGGCUCCGAUUUAGCUCCGUCGUCAAAGCACCACCGUACACGGAGCCAUCUACGCGUCGGAUCCACCGAUGAUGAUUCCAUCAACAUUACAUUUAGCGGGAAGCUUAGCAGUUUAAGCGGAAACCUCGGAAACCAUGGCGGAAGCACGAGAAUGAAAGGUCUCUUCAAGAACAAAUCACGUCUUCCUGGUGAAAUCGUUCGUCAGACUCGAGAUCUCAUUGCUUUAGCCGAAUCCGAAGAAGAAAUCGAUUCGAGAAACUCGAAAAGGUUAGGGAUUUGUGCGGAAUUGUGUCGAAACAUUAGUGAUUUGAAAUCGAUUCUUUAUGGUAAUAGUGAAGCUGAGCCUGUUCCUGAAGCUUGUCUUAUGUUAACUCAAGAGUUUUUCCGAGAAGAUACGCUUCGUCCUUUGAUCAAAUCUAUUCCAAAACUUGAUCUAGAAGCAAGAAAAGACGCGACGCAGAUUGUUGCGAAUUUGCAGAAACAACAAGUCGAAUCUCGACUCGUUGCUUCUGAAUAUCUUGAAUCGAAUUUAGAUGUUAUUGAUUCGUUAGUCGAAGGUAUCGAUCAUGAUCACGAGUUGGCGUUGCAUUAUACAGGAAUGCUUAAAGAAUGUGUGCGGCAUCAGGUUGUUGCCAAGUACAUACUCGAAUCGAAGAAUUUGGACAAGUUUUUCGAUUAUGUUCAGCUUCCGUAUUUUGAUGUAGCUACCGAUGCUAGCAAGAUCUUUAGGGAGCUUUUGACGAGGCAUAAAUCGACUGUAGCUGAGUAUCUUACCAAGAACUACGAGUGGUUUUUCGCAGAGUAUAACACGAAGUUGUUGGAGAAAGGAAGCUACUUUACGAAGAGACAAGCGUCGAAAUUGCUUGGAGAUGUGUUGAUGGAUCGUUCGAAUUCAGGUGUGAUGGUUAAGUAUGUGAGCAGUUUGGAUAAUUUGAGAAUCAUGAUGAAUCUUUUAAGAGAACCAACCAAGAACAUUCAGUUAGAAGCUUUUCAUAUCUUCAAGCUCUUUGUGGCGAACGAGAACAAACCAGAGGACAUUGUGGCGAUUCUCGUGGCGAAUCGGAACAAGAUUCUUCGUUUGUUUGCUGAUUUGAAAGCUGAAAAAGAAGAUGUAGGUUUUGAAACUGACAAAUCAUUGGUUAUGAAUGAGAUUGCUACACUUUCUCUUCUCGAUAUCAAAACCGCAGAUCGAUAAUAAAAACCGUUUGUACACGUAUUUUUGUUGUUUCGUCGUGUUUUGUUUUGUAACCAUUUGGAUUUGGCAUUGAUAACUUUAACAAUUAGCAUAGAUUCUCUCUAAAGCCAUUCUUGCAAAAAUACAAUUAUGUGAUUCCAAGUUUUUAUUCAACACCAGUCUUCUUUUUCAACAUUGUGAUGAAUUUCUCCUUCUCUUCAUCUGUCAUUCCUGUAGUUGAACAAUCUCCAACUCCCCAUUCUGCUCCUCUUAGACAAUAUUUGUCUUGAAUCUCUCUUUCAUUCCUAAACAAAACAGAACACAAAACCAAUUUAACACAUGUCCAUGUUUCAAGAUUUUGAAAACAGAGUUUCAAGAUUUGCAGCUUCCACACAACUUUGGCUCUAUAACACUAAAAAGACCAAAUGGGUGUGUGUAAAGUAACUUACUUUUCUUUGUUGAGUUUGGAAUUCUCAAGUAGUUUCUUGAGAAGUGGAGAUUCUUUGAAUCUGGCAUCGUUCUCUGCGUAGUACUUCUGGUUCCUUGCUGCAAUUAAGAAUCUUUCUUCUUUAAAGGAGACAAUACACUUCUUGUUAUAGAAUUCAAGAAUUUGAAAGAUUGGUACCAUUGAAACGGUCGAGGAAUUCGAUUUUUGGUAAUUCGGGACCAGGAACUGAUUCUAUACCGGGAGAUCCCGACAUUAGUCCUGCUUCAGCUGAGGAGGAUCCAUACAUAGACAUUCGAUGAUGAUUAUGAUGAUGAUAUGCAUAUACAUUGAAUGAUAAGAAAAUUGAGUAAUAGUGAUGUUACCGGUACAAGGAGAGAAGAGAAGGGUGAGUGAGGCAGCGAGAGGGAAGGUGGACUUGCAGAGAAGAUGGUGAAACGGUGAUGGUGAUGAUGAUGAUGAUGAUAAUGAGCAUAUAGCCAUGGAGAUUCGAGGAUUAUGAACUACUCUCGGUUCAUGGAGAGUGAAGCUUGGUCGAGAGAAAGAAGAGAUUUUGGUUUGCAUCAUUUUGCCUUUAGAUUUUUUGUGAGGAGGGUAAGUGACUUCUUAAGAGAUAAGAAGGGAUAUAUAUAUAUAUACUUUUUAA